Messenger RNA from Ceratina calcarata, 4180 nucleotides. Its product is annotated as RNA pseudouridylate synthase domain-containing protein 2. Gene Ontology annotation, molecular function: RNA binding; pseudouridine synthase activity. The transcript has 7 exons. Gene Ontology annotation, biological process: enzyme-directed rRNA pseudouridine synthesis. The record is from RefSeq and is a predicted model, not a curated record. NCBI's taxonomy places the organism in Eukaryota, Metazoa, Arthropoda, Insecta, Hymenoptera, Apidae. Bases 431 to 2053 code for a protein of 540 amino acids.
GCGUCGACGCUCGAUCGGUGAUCAGUCGUUGCCGCGCGCUCACCGAGUGCACGUUCGGUGUUCCACGUCGUCGAUAUAACUACGCCGUUCCGUUCUCGAACCGCGAGGUUAAAGGACCACCGUCAAGGACAUACAAACAACAAAAACCGAUUUAUUACGAUGACAUCAGUGUCCUACGAUCGUUCGUCGUUUGUGUGAUCCGGAUUGUACUUGUAAGAUCGGUGACCGAGCUAAUCAACGAGUAUAUCGGUCGUGGAAGAUGCCAAGGUGAUCUUGUCGCGAGCCUCGAGGCCCAUUUGUAACUCACGCUGAAAACUCUCUCGAGAGAGGAUCGCGUUGAAACAGUGACACUCUCGGCGUUUCGUGAACGAAUCCUGGCGCGUUGUUCUCGUCGCCGUACAGUGGAAUCGUUGACGAUUGUGCCGCGAUCAUGCACCACACGGCGCCCUGGUAUCUACCCUGGGGCCUGAAGCUGGUGCCACUUCCGAUACCACCUGGACACCCCGCUUCCGGUAUCCCGAAUCCCGGAUUGCAUUUGCUGGCACCGCUGCCAGGCAUCUACGCCCCUGAACCGCGAAAGGUCGAUUUGAAACCCCUCCGGGAGGCGACGAUCGCCGUCCCGACGCCGAAGAUCUCCGAGAAGCGUAAAGCUGAAGAGGCCGAUGCCAGCAAGGACUUGAAAAAGGCGAAAUUGGAAACAAAAGCUUUAAAAGCGAAGAGGCCGGGAUUCACAGAUGAACGGUACAACGAAACGAGCUACUACGUUGAAAAUGGGUUACGGAAGGUUUACCCGUAUUACUUCACGUUCACCACGUUCACGAAGGGCAGAUGGGUGGGCGAGAAGAUACUCGAGGUGUUCGCCAGGGAGUUUCGGGCCCAUCCAGCCGAGGAGUACGAGCGUUGUAUUCGGGCCGGGACGCUGACUGUCAACUAUCAGAAAGUGGACGUUGAUUACAGAUUACGGCACAACGAUCUCCUCGCCAAUGUCGUUCACAGACACGAGGUGCCUGUCACCUCGGAGCCGAUCACGGUGAUACACAUGGACGAGGACGUCGUCGUGGUCAACAAGCCCGCCUCCAUCCCUGUGCACCCAUGUGGACGGUAUCGGCACAACACGGUGGUGUUCAUCCUCGCGAAGGAGUACAACCUGAAGAACUUGAGGACGAUCCACAGGUUGGACAGACUCACCAGCGGCAUUCUCCUGUUCGGUAGAACGCCGAAGAAGGCGAGGCAGAUGGAGCACCAAAUAAGAAACAGACAGGUGCACAAGCAGUACGUUUGCCGUGUGGAGGGCGAGUUCCCUGAGGAAGAGGUGGUCUGCUCGGAGCCGAUCGAAGUAGUAUCCUACAAAAUCGGCGUGUGCAAGGUCUCGGAGAAGGGCAAGGACUGCGUGACGCGUUUCAAGCGUCUCAGCUACAACGGGAAAUCGUCGGUGGUCCUGUGCAAGCCUCAGACUGGGAGAAUGCACCAGAUCCGCGUCCACCUCCAGUACUUGGGUUACCCGGUGGUGAACGAUCCUCUUUAUAAUCACGUGGUGUUCGGACCGGAGAAGGGCAAGGGUGGGAACAUCGGUAAAACGGAUCAGGAGCUGGUGCGGGAUCUGAUCAGCAUCCACAACGCGGAGAACUGGUUGGGUAUGGACGGGGACUCGGAGAUGAGUUUGUUCAAACCGAAAUUGGAUAUAGAAGAGCGCGUGCUGAGCAAUGAUAAAGAAUCCUCGCCCUCUUCGACGCCGGGCCUCGGAGAGGAAGAACAGCAGCAGCAACAGCCUCAGCAGCAGCAACCGCAGCAGCAGCAACAACAGCAGCAGGAACAGUCGUUGAAAGUGACGGUGGGCACGCAGACAGGCUCAGAACCGCCUGAUUCUAGUUUUACCAACGAUAAAAUGACCGUUGACCCGCACUGCUACGAGUGCAAAGUGAAGUAUAGAGACCCGAAACCAUCCGACCUGGUCAUGUACCUUCACGCAUGGCGUUACUGCGGCCCGGGCUGGGAAUACGAGACCCCGUUACCCGCCUGGGCUGCCAGCGACUGGACCGAGGAGAAUCGAUAGUUCCAGUCCGGAGCUGGAGCUGCUGUCAUCAUCCUUCGUACCCCUUUUUGAUAUCCUUACCCCGUGCCUUCCACCCGCCAGCGAGCGAUCUUCGACCAUCGUACAUGUACCCAAUCCUGUGACCAGAUCGCUGGACUCGCGAGUAUCGAUUAUUAUUGAGAGACCUUGGCGUUGGUCCUCCGACCACAUGUCGCCUGCUCUGCGCUCGUAUUCGAGGAUCUUCGCCAGCGAUGAUUCAGGGGAAUGAUUCUUCAGGAAUGUGACUGUUCUCCGUAGACGAAGAACGAUUGGUUCGGAAUGAUUUAACGUAUUUAUUAUGAAAAGUAAAUGGUGAAGAAUAAUGUCCGGAUCCGCGCGGUUGGAUGGGAGUGUUCUGAUCUAAGAUACACGGGGUUGACUGGUUCUGAAAACGGGUCGAAAAGUCACUGCCACCGGUGCACGAGAGAAGAUUGAUGCCACUGUCACGCCGUCGGAGCCCGGAUCGAUCGUUAUCGUUCGUGUUCUUGAUUUAUAGUACAGAUUGGUACGAAGAAAGCGGAUUUGUAUUAUAUCCUCUGAAGGCCUCCUGCGACAGAGACGGAGCUGUUUUUCUUCCAAUUAAGAGGAAUCGACUCCUCUUUAUUGAAACUUUCUUCGUUUGUGCUUUGGGCAGAGUGAAAAAUCCCUCGAAGCAAUUAUUACUCGCUUAUUUUUCUAGUGGAAACGACUUACAUAAAAUGAUUUAUGUAACAUUGUAUUGACCUAGGAGAUCUGAGAGUAGUUCAUCCUCGAUAUAGCCUAGCGCAGGCCACAGGUCUGGCGUGAAUUGAAACCGCAAUAGAGACGCGUCUAUUUUUAUGGCCGAUUAUAUAUACCGGAAAACUGAAUAAUGGCGCAGGUCCAGCGGCAGGGGUCUCCAACAAUAAAGCGUGAUCUUGCCAGGAGGAUAUAGCCAACGAUCAUGCCAAAGAGCGCGAGCGCGUGUCCGGCGAGCGAGAGCGAGAGAGAACGUAUGAGAGAGAAUGAUGAAAAAUUAAAUAAAAAUAUUGAAUGGCGAGUGUGCGAGCGAGCGAGCUUCUUUCAAAAAGUCAUAUCGUGUACGUGUACGUGUACUUUGUUCCCGCGCGUCGAUCAAGACCCGCGUCCAAGUGGCAGGACUUGCAACAAGUACAAUCGAGCGUGUGAAAUAACGAGAUUAACGUCGUACAUUAUUUUGCUACGAGUCAACGUUCGUCUCCUUUAGCGGGGCUACAAAUAGGGCUUUUAUCGCGUGCCUCGAGAUCAUCGAGAGGUGACGGGAAUCCUCGAGGUUUCAUUGACGUAAGGAGCGGUUAAUUUUAUCCUGCAGCGUAGCUUUGUAAUUCUUUUUUUUAUUGGAUCUUAUUCGAUGCCGUAAGUGGAGAUGACGACAGUAAACGUAAGAGGAGCUUAAUUCAUAGUGUACUCGAAAAUUUUACCCUGGAGAGAGCUUCGAAAAUAUUGCAAGAAGGGAACAAAAAUCGUGUUUUAUACGAAGAGCUUUGUACGUAGAUAUGAAAAUGAAUUAUCAGAGGCGAACGUGGGCGAAAAAUAAGAGAGGGGGAGAAAAUUCCCGUUGCCUCUGCGGAUUCUCGAGAACAAAAGGCAAACAGAGAACAGCGGACAGAGAUUUUAGCUAGAUUGAGGUAAUAUAGAAGGGAGAUAAUGUAACAACGGACCUAUCAUAAAAGACAGUGUGUGCGCUUACUAACUCACCGGGGUGACUUGCGAGGAAAUAAAAGAAAUAAGCAAGUUAUCCCGAUAUUGUAACGGCUAGCUUAAUUUUAUUUAAGUAAAAUGAAAAAAGUAAGGAACUAACUCUCGAUGAUAUAUAUAUCGCGAAGAUGAUAACAGAAACGGAUUUGGGAUAAAUGGAAAACUUUAAAAGACAGUCCCAAGAAAAACGAGAGAUAGAAAGCGAAGAAAGACAUCGGUCUGUAAAUCAAGCGAGCGCUUUUGUAUGUAUAUAUUAUAUAUAUAUAUAUAAAUAUAUAUUGUAUAUUGUAUACGCACAUUGUACCGUAAUCCGAGCGACAUUAUUAUCUGUAUCCGUAGUCAGCGGAAACGUUAGAGCUAGAAAACUUUUUUCUUGUAUAAUGAACGAAUAAAAUGCAAAAAUAUCGUUCGGUA